AAGUGUAUUAUAUUAAUAGUUUCAAUUAUGUUAUGGGUAACACAUUUUCUACAGAAGACAGUAUUUGCCUGUGAAUGCAAUUGUCAAUUCUGACUCCUGAAAAAUAUAGCAAGGCACUUCAACAGUCCUGUGGUGAAAAAGCAUGGAAGUCUCUGUGAACUAACAAUGCAGGUAAGUACCCGCAACUUCCCCACAGGGAAUGCAGAAAAAUGCAGGGAAUGCAGAAAAGUCACGUGACAUAUGAAGACGACGUCACGGUUUCAGGGAGCUGACCACUAGCAAGAGACCUCAGCCGGGCAGCCAAUGAGCGCAGAAUCUGACAGGCUGGCACUCGGACAGGGGACGUUGUGAAGCGCAGAGGAUGGCAUCCCAGGGGCAGCAUAUGAGCUCCUCUGUGGGCAGCCGCAAUCCACCGGCACAUGUACUGUGACACUGCGGGGAGGACAAGGCUGCCACUUUAUGUAGAGAACAAAGACACAAGGAAAAACCUUUAAAUGGAACCGUUAAAAAAUAAAUCUAACAAUCCACUGGAUGAAAACAAGCAAUGGAUGUCACGACUGCCUGAAAACCUGUGGGACAUUCCCCUGUACAACAUUUCAAUUCCAGGAAGUCAUGACUCUAUGAGUUAUUGUUUGGACAAAACAUCUCCACUAGAACCCGAGUUACCCGUAUUGCUCUCGGUCUUGGAUAAGUUUGUGCCAUGCUUUGCACGUGCCAUUAUUUUAAGAUGGGCCAAGACACAGGCUUUAAGUGUUACCCAGCAGCUGAAUGCUGGAGUUAGGUACCUUGAUCUCCGGAUAGCUCAUAGACCUGAUGAUCCAUCUCCAGUUCUGUACUUUGCACAUGGGCUCUUCACCCACAUCACUGUAAAGGAGGCAUUUUUAGAAAUCCUUGCUUGGUUACUCGCUAAUCCUACAGAAGUAGUGAUGCUAGCAUGCAGAAGAGUGCAAGACUUCACUCCGGAACAUCACCUGCAUCUUAUUUCCUCCUUACAUUCUGUUUUUGGUCCUAAGCUGUGUCCCAAACAUGAAACGCCCACACUGCGGGUAAUGUGGAAGAUGGGUUAUCAAGUGAUCCUCUCAUAUGAUGAUGUAAUAGCCCAAUUUUAUGACUUUCUCUGGCCUUCUGUUCCAUACUGGUGGGCAAAUACCACUAGUGUAAAUAAACUAAUCCAUUAUCUGGAAGAAAGAAAACAGGAAGGGCGUCCAGCAGGUGGUUUCUUUGUGGCUGGCCUGAACCUGACAGAGGACUUUUGGUAUAUUGUUACUCAUCUGUUUGGAUCAAUGAAAAAAAUGACAAUCCCUAAACUUCCAGUCAUGUACUUAUGGGUUCAGACACAACACCCAGGAAAAUCAGGGGAUGCAACCAACAUUAUUGCAGAAGACUUAAUUGGGUCAGAUCGCUUUGUUUCUGCAGUCAUUAAUCUGAACAGCAAACUGAUCUUGGAGAAAAACCCAUCUCCACAUUGACUGCUACACUCACUUGGGUCAGUUUAUACUAGUAUCUCCAAAAUUUACCCUUGCAAUCCUCAUCGCUAAUUCUGUUUUGAAAUAACAGGAAAAUCAUAUUACAUUAUAAAGAUCCUCUUUCAGUUCAUUUGAGAACUUCUCUCCCAGGAGUACAAGCUGAAAUGAGCAGUGGGUGUGUCUGAAGCAGCUUUAGCAGGAAGCAGCCAUCAUUGGUGAUUGACAAGUGAUCUUUUGAAGGACAUGUUUGACAAUUUAGAUGCAUCAUCAUUUCUACUCAUCUUUAUGUUAUGGAUUUAAAACUGCCUUUCCACAUUUUAUUUUUCUUAAAGCGUGCACUUAAUUUCUCCCCUGACUUCUCCUUAUGUUACUUUUGUCCUUCUGCAUCAUUAUUGUACUCCCUGUGCCUCAGCCUGAACCAGAAAAUCAAGCACUUAUGUCAUUACUUUAAA
This is a messenger RNA of Xenopus laevis (African clawed frog), 1918 nucleotides long. RefSeq names its product phosphatidylinositol-specific phospholipase C, X domain containing 1 L homeolog (gene plcxd1.L). Bases 495 to 1469 code for a protein of 324 amino acids. Gene Ontology annotation, biological process: lipid metabolic process. The record is from RefSeq and is a predicted model, not a curated record. Gene Ontology annotation, molecular function: phosphoric diester hydrolase activity. The transcript is spliced from 7 exons. Lineage: Eukaryota; Metazoa; Chordata; Amphibia; Anura; Pipidae.